AUGUGUGCUAGUUUUAACAAGUUAUUUUCUGCUCCGACCGAUCGAGAACGAGCGAGAGCUCUUGGCGACACAUACCAACUACCUGAUAGUAUUCGUCGAGCAGUGACAGUCGGUGUCGAUGAAUGUUUUUUGCCGUUUCCAAUACCGAAUGAAGGAGAUUGGGUCACGAUGAAUCAAGAGCGAGGUCAAACUGUAGAAUCAUUCGAGAGAACAAAACAAACAGUACUACAUGGAAAUCGGCGAACAAUCUACAUACAGCCAAUAGGCUCAUUCGACCAUCCAAGAGUACCCUCUUUGAAAAAUAUAUCGGAAUUUUCCAGUCAUUUUUUCCCGGGAUGUCGAUUGGAGACUUUGCCUCAAAUCGAUUUCACCGACUUGCCAAAACAUUCACGAGCAGGGCAGCGUAUCGAUCCCUACACGAAGAAACCACAAUAUUCAGCGACUCUCAUAAUUGAUCAUUUGAAAAAAAUGAAACGGCGACAACGAAAGAAUGAUACUGAAGAAUUAUUUUGCAUUGGUGUGACCAUGGCUGAUAUCUAUCCCGAUUCUAGCUGGAAUUUCGUGUAUGGUCUAGCUUCGACUAUUGAUGGUAUUGCGAUUUAUUCAUUUGCUCGUCUGGACCCAUCGUUUCCAGACAUAGAAUCAGUGGGACCCUGUACAGAACAAGAACGAAUAUUGAUACUGAAACGAGCCAUUAGUGUCUGUGUACAUGAAAUCAUACAUUUGUUUGGUCUCAAACAUUGCGUCUAUUAUUUAUGUUUGAUGAACGGAGCUGAAACUGAAGUAGAAAUGGACGGACAACCGUUGUAUCUAUGUCCAAUUUGUUUACGAAAAAUGUACACAGCAACAGGAAAAGACAGGAAAAUUUUCAAUAUUGUGGAAACAUAUCACGACAUUUUAGAUGUUUGCCAAAAAUUUCAUUUCAAAGAUGAGGCAGCAUGGUACGAAAAUAGACUGAAUUUAUUGACUAUGCUAACCAACGAAUAA
Rotaria socialis is the source of this 987-nucleotide messenger RNA. Lineage: Eukaryota; Metazoa; Rotifera; Eurotatoria; Philodinida; Philodinidae. The record is from the annotation of a GenBank genome assembly.